GUUCAAACCUGAAACGAAGCAGCUCCUGAGCAUCUCCACUUGACUAGCUGUUGUUAUAUUUGUUGAAUUUAAAGUAUAUUUAACAAUGGAGGGUUCUGUAUCAAACGUGGAGGUCUGUAACUUUGCUUACACGGGACAGUUUGAGGAAUUAAAAGAGUGCAUUCUGUCAGAUAAAACGCUUGCCUGUAAAACGGACCAGGACCGCAGAACCGCCCUGCACUGGGCCUGUUCUGCUGGACACACCAACAUUGUGGAGUUUCUGCUCGACAUGGGAGUUGAAGUGAAUCUGCAAGAUGAUGCUUCAUGGAGCCCUCUUCACAUUGCAGCAUCUGCAGGCAGAGACGACAUAGUGAGAUCUCUAAUAUCCAAAGGAGCUCAGCUGAAUUCAGUAAAUCAAAAUGGAUGCACCCCUCUCCACUAUGCUGCCUCUAAAGAUAGAUAUGAGAUCGCCCAGCUAUUAUUGGAAAACGGAGCAGACCCCAAUGUCACUGACAAGUAUGAGUCCACUCCCCUUCACAGAGCAUCUGCCAAGGGCAACCACCGGCUCAUCCAGCUGCUCCUCAAACAUAGCGCCUCAACUAACAUCCAAGACUCACAGGGCAACACAGCACUCCAUCUGGCGUGCGAUGAGGAGCGCGUGGAAGCAGCCAAGGUGCUGGUGGAACAUGGCGCCAGCAUCUACAUUGAGAACAAGGAGGAGAAGACCCCGCUUCAGCUAGCCAAGGGCGGUUUGGGCAACAUACUUCGUCGGAUCGUGGAGGGAUGAUUCACUGACUUACUGACCUACAGGUCAUGCUCCACCUCCAAUUCCCACCAAUCGCAAGUUACAUAAUGAGAAUUCUGAUCCCAGUCAGUCCUCCCUGAGCGACCUGGUGUGAUACAUUCAGAUGUGUAACCGGUGGAGGAUGGUGUCGGGGAGAAAGCUUGGACUGUACUGCCUCGUUAUCAGCUCGUCAGAUGGAGCAGUAAAACUGCUCAGACCUUAGAUGUCUGGUCAAAAAACACUGUUGUGCACUAAGUCUGAUUUAUUCAACACUUCAGCCUAUUUUCUUAUGAUCUCUUUCUUUUUAAGUUCAAUGUGUUGCAACAAUGACCAAAUAAAAAUCUGUGUUCAGUCUGUUAAUAAA
Messenger RNA from Centropristis striata (black sea bass), 1127 nucleotides. It is a transcript of the gene psmd10, whose product is annotated as proteasome 26S subunit, non-ATPase 10. Gene Ontology annotation, molecular function: protein binding. The transcript has 5 exons. The coding region runs from base 86 to 766 and encodes 226 amino acids. NCBI's taxonomy places the organism in Eukaryota, Metazoa, Chordata, Actinopteri, Perciformes, Serranidae. The record is from RefSeq and is a predicted model, not a curated record.